Urocitellus parryii (Arctic ground squirrel) is the source of this 1120-nucleotide messenger RNA. It is a transcript of the gene Sdr9c7, whose product is annotated as short chain dehydrogenase/reductase family 9C member 7. Gene Ontology annotation, cellular component: intracellular membrane-bounded organelle. Gene Ontology annotation, molecular function: oxidoreductase activity. NCBI's taxonomy places the organism in Eukaryota, Metazoa, Chordata, Mammalia, Rodentia, Sciuridae. Gene Ontology annotation, biological process: steroid metabolic process. The record is from RefSeq and is a predicted model, not a curated record.
GAAGGAAGCUCUUCUUACCUGUGGGUUCCAGCAGACUGUCACCAGGGACCUAAGAACCAACCUCUCCUGCUGUUUCCUGAGCCCUGUUCUUCUUUGCCAUCAGCUCCCCACUGCUCAAUGGCAGGACUCAUGGACCUCUCUUUUAUGUAUCGCUGGUUCAAGAAUUGCAAUCUUGUUCGCAACCUCUCAGAGAAGUAUGUCUUCAUCACUGGCUGUGACUCGGGCUUUGGGAACCUGUUGGCCAGACAGCUGGUUGAUCGGGGUAUGCGAGUGCUGGCUGCUUGCCUCACUGAGGAGGGAGCCCAGAAACUUCAACAGGAUACCUCCUACCAACUGCAGACCAUCCUACUGGAUGUCACCAAGACUGAGAGCAUCAAGGCAGCAGCCCAGUGGGUGAGGGACCAAGUGGGCGAGCAAGGCCUCUGGGCACUGGUGAAUAAUGCUGGUGUGGGCCUGCCCAGUGGUCCCAACGAAUGGCUGACCAAGGAAGACUUUGUGAAGGUGAUCAAUGUGAACCUGGUGGGACUGAUCGACGUGACCCUCCACAUGCUACCUAUGGUCAAGAAAGCCCGAGGCAGGGUGGUCAACAUGUCCAGCUCUGGUGGUCGUGUAGCGGUCAUUGGUGGUGGUUACUGUGUCUCCAAGUUUGGUGUUGAAGCCUUCUCUGACAGCAUCAGGCGUGAACUCCACUACUUUGGGGUGAAGGUCAGCAUCAUUGAGCCAGGGAACUACCGGACAUCCAUUCUGGGAAAGGAGGGUUUAGAGAUACGCAUGCAAAAGCUGUGGGAACGGCUUCCUCCAGAGACCCGGGAUAGCUACGGAGAAGAAUACUUCCGCAUCUAUACCGACAAGUUGAAAAACAUGAUGCAGCUGGCAGAGCCAAGAAUCAAGGAUGUCACCAACAGCAUGGAGCACGCCAUCGUUUCCCGGAGCCCCCGCAUCCGCUACAACCCCGGCCUGGAUGCCAAACUCCUCUACCUCCCCCUGGCUAAGUUUCCCACCUCUGUGACAGAUUUCAUCCUGACCCGGCACUUUCCAAGGCCAGCAGACAGUGUUUGAGCUGGGGAGGCUCAGAAGGUGGCCUAAAGGAGGAGGUGGGAUAAAGGACUGUGAAGUCACA